Molecule: messenger RNA, 576 nt
Organism: Penicillium digitatum Pd1
Lineage: Eukaryota; Fungi; Ascomycota; Eurotiomycetes; Eurotiales; Aspergillaceae
Source: RefSeq, a predicted model, not a curated record
AUGGACGACGAAGAAGACGAAGAAGAAGAACCCACUCCCUCUGUGCCACUCGAGCGCGAGCGCAAGCCUUACAGUGCUAAUCCAGGCAUCGGGAAAGUCUAUGAAGAAUCUGGCCACAGUCACAGCCACGCGGGCUCCUUCUCCACGGCCCGACCUUCAGAUCCAAUCUACAAGGGAAAGGCAUCGGAACCACAUCCAGCACACCACAUGUCCGACCCCUAUGAUCGCGACCUGCACUACUCACGCUCGGGAUCGGGUCACUCUGCUGACAAGCGGUUCUCGCAUGACUCCCGCAGCUCGUCCCAGAAUGUGGAUAUUCGUGCUGGUGGCAGUGGUGGCGGUGACUAUAGGCAUUCAGAGGGUGAUUUGCAUGGUUGUGAUCAUGCAGCUAGAUAUGCAGGGCUAUCGGUACAUGAUUUGUUGUACAGCGAGUCACCUACUGCAAAUGGGUCCGAGGAUGAUGCGCGCGAGUAUCAUCGCAGUAGCCGGGAUAGGGAUGAGGACUAUUGUCGUGGAAGUGGGCAGGGCGGGGGAUCUGGGUCUUCGUAUGACAAGUCUGACCGGUAUUACCGUUGA